Molecule: messenger RNA, 1632 nt
Organism: Symbiodinium sp. CCMP2456
Lineage: Eukaryota; Dinophyceae; Suessiales; Symbiodiniaceae
Source: the annotation of a GenBank genome assembly
AUGAGCGUGUCCUUGAUCAACAAGGCAUUCCUCGCCGUUUUCGCAGUGGGUGUGAUCCUCGCCACCAAGCUGCGCCCGGCGGGCUACGGCGAAGAUACCUUCACAGACCCGUCUCUGAGGCACUCCUCGAACCUGGACGAGGCGACUGAGGGCAUCAACAAAAAGGCAUCACGACCGGAGAAUAUGUGCGAGAACUGCAAACCGUGUGCUGACCAGCUCAGCUGCGUGCGGAUUGUCGACGAUUUCUUUCAGAAUGCAGCCAAAGGCCAGCUAGGACUCAUCCGGACAUACCAGCAAUCCCUGUAUGCCGGUGAUUGUGCGAAUUGCGACCUCGCUGGAGACUUUGAUUCCCUCACCAAGCGCUGUGAUGUCUAUGACAACGCAGUUGCAGCGAUCUACCUGACGCAGAGGGGGAACUACGAAGCGGCGCAGGGCAUACUCAACGUCUUCCUUCGGCUGCUAUACCCUACGGAGUACGGGAACAUCUACCCUGAGGAGCUGUUCGGCAGUGCACCUUCCGGGCUGACUUUGCGUCUCCUCGCUGCGUCCUACGACUGUGACAUGCUCGCGGAGGCGUCUAGCUAUGCCUCGCCGACAGUUGUGGACAAGGCGGUGGACUCCGGCAACAACGCCUGGGCCGCCUUGGCUUUGGCGCACUUCGCGUCUGUGACAGGGCAAGGCUGCUACGGCACUGCCGCUAAUGAUAUUCUCGAGGCCAUCUCUGCGGCAGGCACCUGCCAUGAUGACUUCGGCGGAUUCUUGGCGCGCUUGCCUCCCACGCGGGUUCAUCAACGUGCCACCGAGCACCAGAUCGACAUCUUUGCUUUAGCAGGCAUGCUCGGGAACGCCGAGCUUCAAGAGCGAGCAUCGCGGUUCAUUCAGAAGAUGCACGGGCGGCACGAGGCCUACCCGGAUGCAUAUGCGCUGGGCACCGGCGCGCAAGUGAGGUGCGACACUGGCAGGUCACACUACGACCUGGUGCCAACCGAUGCGCAGUUCUGGAGCUUCCUUGCGGAGGCAGAUCCGAAUCACGGUGCGGUGGGGAGCGCCAUUAGCUUUUCCAUUUACAGCGACUGGCUCUGGGACACAGACGUUGACAAGCUAUCCGGCAAGGAACCGCCAGCUCACUUGCAUGGGACGAAAUUCACCUCCAAGGGCUUCGGGAUCCAGUGGGAGGAGACAGCCGGGGCAGCGAUGGCCCUGGCACAUUUCCUCCACCGACAUUCCGAUGGCAGUGAUGCAGAUUUCAUUCUGCAGCUGAAGUAUCGGCUAACCGCCAGCCGGCUGUCGCUCCGCACACUGCUGCAGACCUAUGGCGCAGUUCCGGCUUCCGUGCGUGGUGGAAACGGUCAGCAGUACACUCUGCACGAUUCCUACGGUCCAUUUCCUGGCGGAUCAGACACUGGCAUGGGCUUCUCGUACCUGCGGAUGAUCCACACUGCCAGCACCGCUUGGACGGGGCUCCUCAUGCUUUACCAGACCACAGAGGAGGACCCUGUCUUUGAGGCAGCCAACCCCAUGCUGAUUUCGGCGAAUGCUGCAGUUCCCCUCGGUGGAACCGACUGCCUUCCGCUGCAGGAGCCACCGGCCGCGGCAAUCUCCACACGAGAGUGCGUGCUGCGGGCUUCCUAA